Messenger RNA from Ostrea edulis (European flat oyster), 9127 nucleotides. RefSeq names its product cytosolic phospholipase A2-like. NCBI's taxonomy places the organism in Eukaryota, Metazoa, Mollusca, Bivalvia, Ostreida, Ostreidae. Gene Ontology annotation, biological process: glycerophospholipid catabolic process. Gene Ontology annotation, cellular component: cytosol. The transcript has 17 exons. Gene Ontology annotation, molecular function: calcium-dependent phospholipid binding; calcium ion binding. The record is from RefSeq and is a predicted model, not a curated record. Bases 5022 to 7331 code for a protein of 769 amino acids.
AACCAGGUGGUAUUAAUUUGACCAGACAUAUAUCUGAAGUCGCUUAAAUGUAAGGUAUGUUAUUGGUUAAACGGGUCAAUUUUGUGUUGUAUAGUCUAGAAGUUUAAAUAGUCGCUGAAAAAAUAAAGGUUUGGUUUUUUAUUUUUUUUUUUUUUUUUUUAGGUGAACAUACCAGAUUAUGUCAAUUAACAUUUGACUUGAAUUUUUUUGUAAAAAAAUGUUUUGAUUAAAUAUAUCUAAUAGAUUGUAAAAAUAUUAAUUUUAAAGUCCUUGUUGUAAGAUAAAUAAAUUUACUUGGUAAGAAGGUUCCUCUCCAGAGUUAUUGUAGGAAAAGCACUGUUCAAGCAAUCCAAUCACUAAAUAUUUACAAAUGCUAUUCAAUCAGGUAUACUUUCAUUAAUUAUACAUAGGGUGACAUUCUCUCCACAAAAAUAUUGCCCUAUGGAGCAGGAAAUAUUACCUUUAUGGCCAGUUUUAUUUUAUGACCAUUUCUCAGAUGGUCAAAGAGUGAUACACAGUACUUGGUGAGGCAGGUUGAAAUAAUCAGUUUUAAUCAGUUCACUGGAGGCUAGAACAUCAAAUGGAUGAAAUAGAGCAUUGACCCUGGUGGUAAUCACUAGUGGACAGUGGUCAGGCACUGAUGGAGGUCGCCUUGUAAGUUGCUGGGAUAUAGGUUUAGCUAGAUAUAAAAUUGAGUAAUUCUUGAAGGACUGAGGUCAUUGAAAUACUCAUUUACUUUCUCUGGAACCAUUCCAUAUUAUGAAUUAGAGAUUAGGCUUUUAAACAUCAUAAUCGGCUGCUUCUUCAAUGAAAAUGGAACUCAAGAAAUAUUCAUACCUUGUGAUCAGUCAUCUAAAAAAUUGCUUUGUUAAACACCACUCUUAUUCUACACACAAGUACUCUGAGGUUGAUAUUAAAUAGAUUGAUUGAUUGUUUUUUUCUCUAUGUCCUGUAGAGAAUUUUUCACUCAAAUUGAGAUGUCACCAGCUACCACAGAUGUAGACCUAUGCUUAGUGCUCAUGGCCAUUGCAGCGAGGGCUUUUUAUUGUGCCAAUGUCUGCCGCAACAUGGGACCUCCUUUUUAAAUUCAUAUCCGAAAGACCCAUGCUUCUCACUUCUAAAUGUCGAUCGUUUGGUGAAGGGACAUGGGCUCGAAUUCACAACCUCCCAGUUACAUAGAUGCUGCUUGAGUCUGUUGUUGACAAUAAUUAUUUAUAUGGUCUUUGAUGAUCAAGUCUUCCAUCAGUCUACUGGAAUUCCCAUGGACACAAAUUGUGCUCCUUUAUUAGCUGACCUGCUUUUAUAGUCUUGUGAGGCAGAAUUUAUUCAAAAGAUUCUACAUGAGAAGAGAAAAUCUCUUGUUCAUACAUAGAAGAUGUUUUAUCUAUUAACAAUGCUCACUUUCAUUCACAUGUAAAUUCAGUAUAUAUCCCAGUGAACUUGAAAUAAAAGACAUCACAAAGUCUUCCAUAUCUACUUCAUAUUAAGAUAUUUUAUUGAACAUAGAUGUUUUAAAUAUGGCAAACUUUCAAUUCAACUUUAUGACAAAUUGGAUAAAUUCAGCUUUCCCAUAAUCAACUUUACAUAUAUUUAUGAAGAAUAUUCCAUUAUCACCUGCAUAUGGUGUUUAUGUUUCUCAACUGAUUCAAUAUUUGAAAGCAUGUUCUGUGUAUGAUCAAUUAUUAUAUGCCUGUCUUUUUCCUGUAAUGGAUGCAUGUACAACAUUGAAAUUUGGUCACAAUUUCUCCCUCAAGAAGCGUAAAGGUGGGUUUGCAUUUCAGCUGGAUGGUACAUCAUGACCUACCUACUAUAAGGCUAAUAGUAGGUCAAAUAGUUUUACAUAUUGUUUUUGUUAUGGAUACAUUGCCUUGAAAUGUAGUCACACAACCUUCCUCUCAGAUAAAUAUAAAUUCAUUUUCCAUUUUAGCUUAAUUGGUGCACUGUAACCUACUUUAUGGCUAAAAGUAGAUCAAGUAAUUUUCUGGACUUUUCCUCAUGAAUAGAUAUUGCACUGAAAUUUUGUCAUCACUGUCUGACAGGCAUAUGAUAUACUAUUUGAGGUACUCUUGUUAAAUCAAGACAGGCUACUGAAAAUAGUUAAUGUUACAGGGGUUUCAACAGUUUUGUUUCAAGUCAGCAUUUUACAAAUUCCAUGGUCAUUAUGAUGAUUUAAUUUAUGAAAUAAUCCUGUUGUUAGUUCGAUUGUUGUCUAAUGUGUUUCAUGCCAAUUGUAAGUCCAUUCUUUACACACUGAUUCCUACUCUGGAUUACUCUGUUCACCUGAUCAAGAAAUAGGACUCAUGGUGGGUGUGACUAGUCUACAGGAUGCUUACUCCUCCUAGGCAUUUGAUUCCACCUCUGGUGUGACAAUAGGCCUGUGUUUGCCUACUCUCAGUUUUGUAGUCAGGUGCUCUACCAACUGAGCUAUCUGGCCUCCACUGAACCUGUCUGACCGCUACAUUCCUUUCUCCUUUCUUCACUGUGGAAGACAUCAACUCAGAUUCUAUUUGCUCAUGGCAGGACUUUCACCUGCAAGUUCAGGGAUGGUCAAUGGCACCAACUGUAACCAGAAGGGAAAAUAUACCAGAGACUAGACAUGGAUUCAUUCCCGGCCCUCUCCCCCUGAUUCUCUAGUCAGGCGCUCUACCAACUGAGCAAUCUGGCCACUAGAGAUCGAACCCGUCUGACUGCUACACAUGAUAAAGUGGCACAACCAAAUCCGAAACCACUUCACCCAUAUCCUGCAAAAAAACUACUUAUGGUGCUCAUAAGCACACAGUCACGCUGAUGGCAUUAAGCAGUGGCAAUCAAUGGCUAAUAUUUCAAUACCAAGGUGAUUUUGCUACUUUAAAACAUUUGGUGUAUUUGACAACGGCUCACAAUAUCACACUAAAUAAUGACAUCACACUACCAAUUUGACCAUUUAUGUUGAAGAAAGCAUCCAUGGCCAUUCCAUAGUUUUUCCAACUUGUAGGAAAUGUGAUUUUACAAUGACUCAUGUACAUUUAGUAGUGUAAAUAUAAGGUUUAAUUGUUGAUCACAGGUUAUUCAAUUUGUCUGCACACCGUUGCAUAUUUAUCAGCACAUAGAUGUCAAAAAAUAAACAUGCAAUGUUUAAUGGGUAGCAGUAGGCUGUGGCAGUAAAAUGAUCUCUCUCUCUCUCUCUCUCUCUCUCUCUCUCGCUCUCUCUCAGAUGAUACCAACCUUUUUAAAAAAAAGAAAAAAGAUACUGCAUGCAAUGAAUUAAAAUCACUUUGAUUUGAUAGUCUAAGAAUUUAUUAAUUUCAAAAGUUAUAUUUUUUGUUCAUAAAGAUCAAAGACUUGUUUUAAAAGAUAUGCACCACAAUUUUAAGUAUGCUGUGACUUAGAUGUUUAUGAAAGAUGAAACUUUAUUGCUUAAGUGGACUAAAUGCAAAAUUAUUAUCCACCAUACAUGUAUGUGUGUGUCAAAAUAUGAAAAUUUCUCGCAAACUUGGAUAAUUUUCUUUAACCUAGCUAGUAUAACAUGUAUAAAAUUGUAACAUAAUCCAAACUUUUUUUCUCUCCAUAAAUACAUUAAUUUCUUUGAUUGAAAGAUUUUGAACUGUUUUGAAUUGGAAUGUGUACCAUCAAAUCAGUGCGUAGACCAUAUAGGUGUAUGUACUGAGAAACUAUCGGGAAAAAGGUUGGGACAGCUGACUCCGAAUGAAACAAUAAAAUUCUUUGUUUCUGAUAAAAUAUACUUGUAUAUUUCUAAUCUGUGCGUCAUUUACAUUUGAAUUGUGCACCACCUAAACCCCAGUGGCAAUAUGUUUGUUUAAUCAGAUUCAUGACAUAUCCUCUUCAGCCUUGGGGAGGCACAUACAGCACGAGUGUACAGUUUUCAAAUGAUAAGACGCAUUCAUUCAGCAAAAUGACCAAAUAAGGAGUGUGUACGCUUGCAGGAGUACUCAGUUGUUAUUUUUCUAUAAAAAGAUGGUAGAUUUAAAAUAUAUAAUUAUUCUGACACUGGAGAGUUAAAUCCUUCCUGAUUUGAAGAUGACGUUGACAUUGAUAGAAUAGUUUCCUCAUUUCAUCAUCAGCGUAACUGUGUCAGGCUAAUGACGGUACGAGAUAAACCUAUUUCUAGAGGAUUAAACAGUACCACCUGGUGAUCAUUUGCAUUCUACUAAUUUUAAUUAUAGUAUGUACACAGUAAGUACUGAUAUUUUUGCUUCAAUUCUUGACUUGGAACUUCAAUGAAAUAUUUCCGCAAACUUGUUUAAAAGCACGUACAUAGAAAAAGGAAUAUCAUACAAGAUUCAUGUAAAGAGAUUCAAGGUUGUGUUCAAGUGGUCACUGUACACUAAAACUUCAGACACAGUAAAAUUAUUAAAUGCUUUAAAUUCAGAGUUAUAGAACUUUUCUUUUUUUUUCCCAAUGAAAUACGGUACAGUAAACAUGAUUAGUGCGACGUGGAAAAUUAUAUUUAUGUAAGUGGUAGCACUAACUAGAUACAUUUACAUGUAUAUAUUUCAGUUGCCCUUCAAAAAAUUAUCCAUUUAGGAUUGAUGUAUGUGUGAAGGAAUUUAACUAGAAUAUAUUCAAUAUGUACGAGACGUAUGUGUAAUUUAAGAAUUGAAUAGCUUAGAUUAAUAUAUAAUUGAUUGAUUUAAUUUCUAUGGAGACUGUUUACAUGCAUUACACCAGAACUCAUGAAUACAUCAUGAGGCGAGGUGAGAAGUGCUGCUAAUUAACAUACUGGAUGGAAAGUCCAGGUUUUUUUUUUAUUUAACUGACAUUUGAUCUUGAGGUUCAUAAGUUCUUGUUCUAGUUAACGGCUUGUUGUGGGAGUGCAAGAAUGACAUAAAACGACCAGAAUGCCUCUGUUUCAUGACCAGUGGUUUGAUUCAUUGUAGAUCUUUUACCCGUCAGCGAUCAAUCAAAGAUUUCAUGUGAUGAAGGAAUUCUAAUGUGAACAGUUCACUCGUUUUCUAGAGACUAUUGGAAUUAUUUGACACAGGUCGACUGCUCAUCAAACCCUGUCAUUCGCGGACCUCAGCAUGAACAACAAUAAUUUUGAUCCAUUUCAAAUAUUUGAGGUGACUCACGACCCUUGUGCCGUUCUCUAUGUCCGAGUCGUGCGUGGAAUUCAAAUAACAAAGGGCUACUAUCAAGAUAUGUUGGACACUCCUGACCCCUAUGUGGUGUUGAUGGUGCAUGGAGCUCCAAACUGUUACCAGAGAACAAGUUCAAUUGACAACAACAUCAAUCCAGAAUGGAAUGAAACAUUUAAGUUUUACUUAAAUCCUAAAUUAUGUACUGAAGUGGAAGUGACAUUAAUGGAUGCUAACUACACCUAUGAUGAAAUGCUUGGAGAACCUCAAAGAAUAUCUCUACAUAGUCUUCCAUAUGAUAAAGUAGACCACACUCUUAAAUUCAACGAGACCUCAGAAGUUGUUAUUGAAAUGUGGGCAAACCACAGAUGUGAACCUCAGCUUAGAUUUAGUUUAACACUCUGCAGAGAAGAAAUAGAAUUUCUCGAAAGAAGACGAAAAAAAGUGUUUGAAGUUAUGAAGAAAAUCUUAGGUGAAGAUGCCCCAACAAAAGAAAGAGAUGUUCCUAACAUAGGUGUGAUAGGGUCUGGUGGGGGAUUCCGUGCCAUGACAGCUUACAGCGGAGUGUUUACGGCCUUAGUGGACAGCCAUAUUUUGGACAUGACUACUUAUGCAGGGGGACUCUCAGGAUCAGCCUGGUAUUUGUCCCAAUUAUAUUCUCAUCCAGACUGGCCCAGGAAAACUCCUGGAGAACUUCAAGAGGAGUUGGGCAGAAACAUAGAGCAUAGUCCCUUCUGGCUCCUGAGUCCACAGAGCUUGUGUACCUACAUCUCUAGAAUCGUCCACAAACGGCGACUGGGGCAGCCUGUCAGCUUCACCGACUUCUUUGGUUGCUUAGUGGGAGACACAAUUCUCAAAAACAGACUGGAAUCCAAGCUGACGGAUCAGCAAGAUAUCCUGAAGAAAGCUGAUGUGCCCAUGCCAUUGUAUACAUGCCUUCACGUCAAAAAGAAUGUCUCAGCGGAAGUCUUUCAUGAGUGGAUGGAAUUCACUCCCUAUGAAAUAGGCCUUCCAAAAUAUGGAACAUUUAUGAAGACUCAGUUGUUUGGAAGCAAGUUCUUCAUGGGUCAGUUGGUCACACAACAUGAGGAGCCACCCCUGCAUUUCCUCAUGGGUGUGUGGGGGAGUGCCUUUUGUAUACAGAUAUCAAGGUUGCUAAGGGAUGACAAAAAAGUAAAAUGUGAGCAAGAUAUAUCAGAGGACAUGGAGCAGGAAAGAAAGGAAAUGGAAAGGGAAUUGUUGCAAGAUAUGUCGACUCAGUCAGAUGAAGACAGUGUCUCGAGCGAGUCCGACAGCGAGGACAAUGAAUCUCGGAAAAACUACAAAAUGAAACCAAAGAAAGCCCUGAAAAUCAGCAAAAAUAAAACAUCCAGCAAACCAUCGUUCUGGAAGGACAUGUUUAAGAACGUUUAUCAAAGCACCCACAUGUUGAAAUCCAUAGAAGGCCGAGCAGCCAAGGUUCACAGUUUUAUGAGGGGGUUGUCGAUGUCCACCUGCUACCCCUUUUCACCGUUCACGGAACCCAGCAGUGCCUCAUUAUUUGAUGAUCUGGAUGCCUCGUACAGUGGAGCUAAUCCAUUUUCAAAGAUCUUUGAGAUGUACCCCACCUCAAUAAAGAAGCUGUAUGUUGUGGAUGGUGGACUGACAUUUAACUCUCCCUACUCCCUCGUUCUCCGGCCGCAGAGGGAGGUGGACCUGAUACUGUCAUUUGAUUUCAGUGCCAGGCCCAGUGACACCGCUCUACCAUUUAAGGAAAUCAUGUUAGCUCAGCAGUGGGCUAAUUUGAACAAAGUGCCAUUUCCAAAGAUUGACCCUAACAUUGUAAAUGUGGAAGGUCGCAAGGAGUGCUAUGUAUUCGAGGAACCCGGUGAUCCCAAGUGUCCCAUUGUCUUACAUUUUGUGUUAGCCAAUAUAAAAUUCAGAGACGAGACCAAACCAGGAGUUCCAAGGACAACAGAAGAAGAGAAAGCUUUUGCUGACUUUGACAUUUUUGAUGACCCCAAGCAGCCUUACUCCACAUUCAAUUUCAAAUAUCCGAAGGAAUCCUUCGACAGACUGACAAAACUCACUGAAUAUAAUACCUUGUUGUUCAGAGACCUCAUUAUAGAAAAAAUCAAGUACUGUGUUCGUCGGAGGCAGAAGCAUUACACUGAAAUCAAACGUCCUAUAAGACUCGGGGAUAUUAGAAAACUCACCCUGUCUAGAGAACACUCUCGGGAUCUGGAGACAUAUCUCGGCACCCUUGAUGAAGUGUAGACUCACUAUUUGCGACAAAUUAGUUUUCUAAUGACCGAUCCAAUUUGUGUUUCAAAAGGGCAACUUCCAGAUUUAGCAACAAAUUGUUUUCCCAAAUACUUUAUACAUCUACAUUCAUGUUUUAGCCAUGGUUUUGCAAAUGAUAGCUCAGCUGAGAUGAAUUGUUCUACCGAUAAAUUUAUUUGAUAUCCAUUUCAGUGACUAGAGUUAUCUGCAUGAAAUUUUAAAGUAUAUUUUUUAGAUUUUUAAAACUAGAGUGAUUGAUUUGAGAUUGUUACUGUAUUAUUAGUUUUGAAAUUAAUUUACUGAGAUUCAUGGAAUGAUGUAAGAAUUCAAUAUCUAUAUUGUCAAGAGAUUUUGUGCAAUACUCACGUGUGUGUGCUACGAGAUAUUCAUUCUGCUUUAUUUUUUCUAUAUUUUACGAUUUUGAAAUGCUAUAAAAAAUGUUUAUAUAAUUUUCAGUUAUUGAACAAAAUUCUAAGAAAUUCAAUCAUCUCAAGUAUUGCUUUUUGUCGUCUGUUUUUAUAUACUAGUAGUUAUAUUCUUGUGUAAAUUUAGAAAUCUGCAUCAAGCUAUUUUGAAUGUGUCACAUCUUUUUCAUGAGCAAAUUUUAUUGCCCAAAACCUUUUUUUAGAAUUAGUUUAAGAGAUACAGUUGUGUAUUUGACUUAUUUCUAUUGUGAUGUUUAUGAAUUGAGUCUAGUCAGAUUAAGGUAGUCAAUCCAUAGUGAAGGUUAUUUCAACAAAUUUAAAUGUUGUUACAGAUUGAAGACAUAUCAAAAUCAUAUACAGUUUAUUAGGAACAAAUUUCAGUUGACUGUGUAUAGGUUACUGUACAUACAUAUUUUUUUGUUGAAAACAAAUAUAUUUUAUUUUACAGUAUAUAGAAUUACUGUAUAACCUUGAGAUCAAUUUGAAGGUUAAUUUAACAAAAUUAAAUGAAAAUGAUUCACCAAGAGAGCUUGAAAACAAAUAAAUUGUUAGAUAUAAUUUCGUUUAAUUUUGUGUGUUGACCUCUAUAUUUCUUUGUGAAUUUUAGUAAACAAUGUAUUUACAAGAUAUUUUUUAAUUUGACUUUUAUUAUAAGCAUUCGCAAAAAUAUCCCUUCUCAGUUUAGACAACAUGAACAUUACUCUUAAGAAUUUACCGUAUUAUUUGGGUGGUAUAUACGUCAUUACCUAGUAUUUCUGAAAGCUCUCUUGGUGAAUCAUUUUCAUUUAAUUUUGUUAAAUUAACCUUCAAAUUGAUCUCAAGGUUAUACAGUAAUUCUGUAGAUUCCUAAAGUAUGCGAGGAAUUUAUUAUUGCAGAAUUUAACGUGAAGUUUAUCCCUCAAAAAUAAAAUAUAUUUAUUUUUAUAUUUAAUACUGAAAUACAUGCAAAAUCUCUUGAUCAACAGACUACUCUUGAAUUCAUGCUCUUGCGAUUUAAAUGACGUCUACAGGUCAUUUUGUGAUAUAAAGUACUUAACUUGCGUAAAAUAAAGGAAUCUACGGUAGAUAACCUUUGAUAAAAAAAAUAUAUAUGUAUAUAUAGGGCCAUUAUGGAUUAAUUGACUAUACCUGAAAUCAAAAAACAAUUGUUUGCCAUGUGGGUCUACAUACAGCAUACUUGCUGUGGUGAAAAAGAUUAUUUUACUGAAUAUGAGGUUUUUGAAUUUUUACUAUGAAGAUAUAUAUUGUUUUUACAUUUUACAUGAAAUAUUAAAGAUUUUUUUUUUUACUUAUAUAUUUUAUAACUUGGGAAGUAAAAUUAUAAUUGAAAUAAGAUGCAUGUGAAUAAAGAUGUGAUGAAAGUGA